CCUCCUUCCUCCCUCUCUCUUUUUUCUCUCAGACUGGGACAGAGAGAGGGAUGGCUAGAGCUUUCAGGCCGGCCCCCUGCUCCCAGAGCUUCCUCUUCCAGCUGCUGGGUGAAAAAGAGGGGGGAGGAAGACAAAGUUUCUCCAGCUGCCACAGAGGAAACGGAAGGGACGAAACGCAGAAAUCUAAUUUCAAAACCUCCAGGCUGUGCUCAAGCAGCGCUGUGUGCAUUCCUCCUCUUCUUCUUUAUCUUUUACUCGCCUCUCCAGUAAUCUCCAGUGCUGCUUUUCUCCUAUACCACCAUCUCCUGGUAUUUUUUUUCCUUCUGCUUGUGGCAAAGAGCCUCCACCCCAAACAGAAGAAAGAGAGGAGAACUGCUCUUCUCUUCUCCACAUCAAGGAGAUGCCCCCCCAGCCACAGGUGAGGAGGAAUUUCCUGGAGUUCCUCAAGAGCUUUGUCGGGAUUGUACGCAUUCUCCAGAUUCUGCUGGGAGCUGGUCUGUGGGUCACCAUCGCUGCCAACAAGUAUGAGGGCUCCGUCCACUUUGUGCUGUUUGUGGCCGUGUUCUUCUGGCUUCUCACCCUGGCCCUCUUCUUCGUCACACUACUGGACAAGCAGGACCUGGUCCCCAUUGUGGGAGGAGAACGCUGGUUGUUAACCAACAUGAUCCAUGACAUUGCUGCCACUUUGCUCUACUGUUCUGCCAUUGGCAUCAUGAUCUACAAGACAAAAAAGAACUCCUACUGCAAUGUGGUACAAUACAGGCCCCCGUGCUCAUACAAGGUCUACCUCACUGGCUCUGUGUUUGCCUGCCUCACUGCUGUUGUCUAUCUGCUCUCGGCCAUCUAUGGCUCCUGCAGAAAGUGCCGGGGUGAGCAGACUGUGGUGUAAACAGCCCAGUGUAGGCUCAGGACAAUGGAUGGAUGGACAGGGGGAGGGAGGCUUCCCCUCUAUCUCUUUUUCUCUGAGAGAAAAAAGGGGCCCUUGGUCCUUCCCCAGGUCGCACACAGCUCACAGCAGGCUUUUGGAGACUGGAAAAAUUUCUUUUCUCUUAAAGCAGAGGUUUCAGUGCCCUUGUCUCAGGCUUCCAGGUUUGUUGAUUUUAUACAGUAAUUUAAAGUCAGAGAACUUCAGCAGCCGUGCUAAAACAUUAUACGUAUUUUAUGGUUGUGUAUGUUUUUGUACGUUUUUUUAUAUAUAUAUAUGUAUAAGAGUUCAAGCUACUCGAUGAUUUAUGUAACAAAGAGUCAUGUUUUCCUUCAUAGUACUGUUCCAAUGAAAAAAAACUCACAAACAUCAGUUUGUUGCCUCAUGUAGAUAUGCCAAGUUUGUAGCAUUUUGUUUGCAGUGUCUGUCUUCAUGAUCUUGUCAUAAAGCAGUGCCUUCUACACGACUAAAUCUGCAUACUACAAAUGUGUGGGUGUAAGUGUGUAUAUAAAAAGUAUUUUUCUGCUUAAAAAGAGCAUAGCAACGGUUCUUGUAAAAUGUCUUCAUUCAAAGUACACAAUAAGUCUUGUUUAACAUGAAGCAAUUCUCAGUCAUGAAGCAAAUGUCUAAUACUGAAUGAAUAAAAAGGAAAUAUAUUAA
Messenger RNA from Astyanax mexicanus (Mexican tetra), 1585 nucleotides. It is a transcript of the gene marveld1, whose product is annotated as MARVEL domain containing 1. Gene Ontology annotation, molecular function: structural constituent of myelin sheath. Gene Ontology annotation, biological process: myelination. The transcript has a single exon. Lineage: Eukaryota; Metazoa; Chordata; Actinopteri; Characiformes; Acestrorhamphidae. Gene Ontology annotation, cellular component: membrane. The record is from RefSeq and is a predicted model, not a curated record. Bases 401 to 889 code for a protein of 162 amino acids.